Messenger RNA from Leptosia nina, 1251 nucleotides. The record is from the annotation of a GenBank genome assembly. NCBI's taxonomy places the organism in Eukaryota, Metazoa, Arthropoda, Insecta, Lepidoptera, Pieridae.
AUGACACCAGUGAAAAAUUAUUAUCUAUGGUCAAAAGCAAACGGACAAAGCACAGAUGACGCAAUAAAGGAACGUUUGAAAGGGUAUAAACAAGCGGUCGCGGAAUGGCGGACGAAAUGGCGGGAAUUCAGUUUCGUGUUGCUACUCUUGCAUGUGGGGCAAGUCAAUGCAGCUGAAAGUUUAACCUCCCGCGUCCUAGCCUCCUUCUUGGGCUAUUCUACGUCUUGCUCCAUCGGAAAUGACGUCAUACCUUGCACAUUAUCGAUUUCCUGUUGGUUGCGAGGCGGAGCAAGGAUCAAGGGAUGUGGAGGCUGGCUGUUCUCUUGUUGUGUGGAUGCAGACCUAGAUAAUAGUAUACCAUCAUCAGAUUGGCAGUACAAGCCGCCUCCAAAACUAAGGAUACCACAGAGAAACGCAAUUCCACCGAACGUGUUUCGGAGAAGAGUUGAUGAGGAUGUUAAUCAAAUGGAGUGUGGUGUUCCAUCCACGAGGAUUCUUCAAAAGCGCAUCAUAGGUGGCCGGGAAGCCCGCUUCGCGGAGUUUCCUUGGCAGGCGCACAUAAGGAUAUCAGAGUUCCAGUGUGGUGGGGUACUUGUUUCUCGUCGUUACGUAGCUACCGCCGCGCACUGUGUAUCUCGGGCCAGGAUCCGAGAAAUAGCAGUGUGGCUUGGGGCACACGACACCAAUACCGGGUCAAACACCGCCCGGAGAUUGGGUGUUAUACAGAAAGUUCUUCACCCGCUUUUCCAAUUCAGAAUAACUCAACCGGACCGUUACGAUAUAGCCCUACUACGAUUGUCCAGGACAAUCACAUACACUAGUCACAUCCUCCCGAUCUGUCUGCCCGACAUCGAAUUGGAGUUAUGGGGCAAGUCAGGGGUGAUCGCGGGCUGGGGCAAAACGGACGCCAGCAACGGACACACUGGGACUAAUUUGUUGAGAUCAGCAACUGUUCCUAUCCUGAGCAUAGAGCAAUGUAUCAAGUGGCACAGAAGCAAGCAGAUCUCCGUGGAGCUACAUUCGGAGAUGAUCUGCGCUGGACAUUCUGAUGGACACCAAGAUGCUUGUUUAGGCGAUUCCGGGGGCCCUCUUAUAGUGAAAGAUAACGGUCGCUUCUACCUAGUGGGAAUAACGUCUGCCGGCUUCGGUUGUGGGGUGGACCACCAGCCAGGCAUCUACCAUAAUGUGCUCACAACAGCGUCUUGGAUUAAGGAUGUGAUAAGUCCCUCUAGUAAUUAUGUGGACUUUUGA